This is a messenger RNA of Scedosporium apiospermum, 2313 nucleotides long. RefSeq lists its product as uncharacterized. The coding region runs from base 1 to 2313 and encodes 770 amino acids. Gene Ontology annotation, biological process: oligosaccharide metabolic process; protein N-linked glycosylation. The record is from RefSeq and is a predicted model, not a curated record. Gene Ontology annotation, cellular component: endoplasmic reticulum membrane. The transcript is spliced from 7 exons. Gene Ontology annotation, molecular function: Glc3Man9GlcNAc2 oligosaccharide glucosidase activity. NCBI's taxonomy places the organism in Eukaryota, Fungi, Ascomycota, Sordariomycetes, Microascales, Microascaceae.
AUGUUCUAUUCUCGAAAUCCAAUCCCCAAUUCAUCAUCAACUUCCAAGGCAUCGGUUGAUAUCACGGCCACAUUCUUUGGUCACUGCGUCCUCAUGACCUUCUCUUUGAAGGUCGCCGCUCGUUCGUUCGCCAUGUCGACUCUGAACAGGACCCUGUCUUUAUUGUCCCUCCUUUCCUACAACCCCUUCAUUGUCGAGGCCUCAAUUGCUGCCCAAAGGACCUUCGAAGAGCGCCCCGAGUUAGCACCGUGGCAGACAUGGGGACCAUACCGACCAAACCUCUACUUCGGCGUCCGCCCGCUGGUCCCUGAAACAUUCCUGAUGGGGUUGAUGUGGGCGAGUGGCGAGACCCGUGAUGCUAUGUUAAAGACUCUCCGUGAUACCUGUGAGCAAAAUGAUGGGAUGCAGGGCUAUGGGUGGACAGCCUAUGACACCCGCAUCGGGGGUUCCCAGACAAUCCAUGAUCAAGAGCUCCAUGUCGACUUAACUACAGACUUUUUCAAAUCAGAAGGUGGAGAUGCUUGGGCAGUCCGCGUCACGGGCACUCCGAGAUCGGGUGCUCCGAGCGAUGUGAAGACGACAAUUGUCAUGCACGUCGCUACGGAGAAAGCCGCUGGUAAUAAUGGGACCGACAGGUCCCUCGCCUGCAAGCAUAAAGACCAGAGGUCCAAAAGAAAUGGGAAUAAUACCGAGGCGACAUGCCAUGGAGAAGCUCCAGCCGUAUUCACUGAUCAGGUGAAGGCAAGCGACUGGGAUGGCGUUGCAGUGGACGAUGAGCCUGGUGUUGGCAAUAUGCACUUUGUCCAGUCUACCUUUCAAGGGCCUUUUACCGUCACCUUUGCCUAUCACUCCUCGGAAGCCACUCCCUUGACGCCCGAUGAUAUAGUGACUGGCCUCGAUGGUUUCUUUUCUGGCUUCCCAGCCGCCGUGGAGAGAGUAUUCCCAAGUGCCGCUCCUUUCGAGAGCAAAGAAUACGGCGAAUUCUCGCAGGCCUUGAUUUCUAACCUGCUGGGCGGGUUAGGCUUCUUUCACGGCGAUAGUAAAGUUGACUACACCCGGGCUCCCGAAUACGAAGAGGUGGGCCCCAACUUCUGGGAAAAGGCGGCCGCGGCCCGGGCUCGCACCACCAUCACAACGACGCCGCCUACCUCCUUGCUAAGCCACACCCCCUCGCGGCCCUUCUUUCCCCGCGGAUUCCUCUGGGAUGAGGGGUUUCACCUUUUGCCAGUCGUCGAAUGGGACCUCGAUCUUGCUGUCUCCGUGCUUCGGAGCUGGCUCAACCUCAUGGAUGAAGAUGGUUGGAUCGGCCGCGAGCAGAUCCUGGGUCCUGAAGCUCGCAGUAGGGUGCCGGAGGAAUUCCAGGCCCAUGGCCACCCGUCAGAACCCAUCUCGUCUCCGGAUGCCGGCUCGAACAUGUUGAGAGAACUUUACCCUUUAAUCUCUCGUCACUCCGCGUGGUUCCGCCGCAUCCGGGCCGGAAACUUCAGUAGCCCUUGUCCAAGGCCCGAAGGGGCCAUUGAAGGCGAGGGGUAUCGAUGGCAUGGCAGGUCUCCUAUGCAUACGCUAACCAGUGGGCUUGACGACUAUCCCAGGGAAAACCCACCCCAUCCGGGAAAGCUCCACGUUGACGCCCUAGGAUGGGUUGGCGCCUCGGCUCGUGCAUUGCAACUGGUUGCUGAGCAUCUUGGCGAGGAUGAUGACGCCGCAACCUACGAAAAACAUGUCGACGCAGUCAACGACAAUGGCUUCAAGCGGGUCUGCCACCACGGAUAUAUCUCUCUAUUCUCCCUCUUGCUCGGCCCCAUGGACGCCAAGCACCCUAACCUUCCGCCUCUGCUCGAUCUACUGACCAAUUCGAUCCUGGGCGAUCUGUCCCAGGGUGUCUUGUACAAUAUCUUAGCCUACCCCAGCCUGGCAAACCCUGAUAUCCCGGAUAUCCUCUACGCAGAAUUUGGCGUUACUUUCGUGACUGCGACAGCCAUGAUCUUGGCUGGUACCAUGAUGGAACGUGGGCGGCUGCUGCCUAGUACACUCUUCAUCCUCAUCCUCCGCUGGACAACAUUUGCCUACUACCUCCUAGCCUGGCCUACUGGUCCAAGGACCCUGCGUGUGAUCAAACUACUACAUCAAUACGGGGCUGAUAUUGAUGCUGCGGAUGUCAAUGGGGACCCACUAAUCGUGCACGCCAUUACCAAGAAAGAUCGAGAUGUAGUCCAAUUGUUGGAGUCGCUUGGAGCAUGUGUAGAUGCUUCAAGUGGAACACAGGCGAGGGCAAAGACGACGCCCAGGAAGAGGCCGACUUCGAGCUUCUAG